AUUCACCUCAUUUUUCCUCGCGCUGGAAAGCCAAAAUCCAUGUUUCUCUCUCAAAGUUUCAGUUUGUUCUCCUUCUCCGACCAAGAUGUAUGGAGAAGAACACAGACGACCGUUUAUUCCUUGCCUCACAAUAACCCCAGAGGAAGACAAGGACCGGUGUACUUUUAGAACCACAGUGUCGACACGGACGAGCUCUUAGCAUCGAUACCCUAAACCCAGAACGAGCAAGAACUCUUCUCCCUUUUAUUGGAUCUUCUGGAUUGGAUCAAUGAAGAGGCGAGUGCCUUCGGUCAUUCGGUGAUUGCAUAUGAUGGUGGCAUGGUGCCAUUCGCAAUGUGCCUCAAGCGAAUUGCAAUGGGAGCUCGCACACCGGAUGUUCGAGGAAAUGCUCCAUAGUGCUCUGCUCCUGUGCUUAUAGUGAUAGAUGAAGCAAGGCCGUUGAAGCUUGCGAGAAAGCUGCAUGGUUAUUCCAAGGCUAUAUCUAUCUUCUCUAGGUUGAAGAGGUCUGGCACAUCCUUGUGGCAUAUUAUUCAAGGAUUAACGUUUUCAUAAACGCCAAGUUGUUCAGGAAGCUAAGUUGCUGCUUAAUAGGUGAUGACGGAUAAUGAUGUUAUAAUGCCUGAUACAGUUUGCCAGACAACCCUUUUUAACCAUGUAUGUUGAGAAUCAGAACUUUCUUGAGGCAUUAUCUGUGUUUGAUGAGAUGUAAGGAAGUGAAGUGCUGACUUGAUCUUACUACUUGGAAAUAUAAGGAUUGAGGUUUAUGGACAGCUUGACAUAGCUAAAGAAGUUGACAGGCUGUUCUGAAGCUUGAUGAAUAAUUAGGGAUUGAAAACCUAAUGUUGUUAGUUAUAAUACAAUUUUGAUAGUAUUUGGGUUAAGCUGAAUUCAAAGAUCCAACUUUACAACUGCAGAAGAAGGACAUUGAACAGAAUGUUAUUACUUGUAGCACCAUGAUUAAGAUAUAUGGGAAAACUCUUGAGCAAGAAGAGGUUACCAAUCUUGUUCAAGAGAUGCAGAACAGAGGCAUUGAACAUAAUUCCAUCACAUAUUCAACCAUAAUAUCUCUAUAUGGGGUAAGCCAGGACGACUGGAUAGAUCUGCAAAGCUAUUUCAGAAGCUAAGGAGCUCUGGGGUUGAGAUUGAUCAUGUCCUCUAUCAAACAAUGAUUAUUGCCUAUGAAAAUGCUGGUUUGGUUGAUCAUGCCAAGUGCUUUCUCUACACAAGCUUAAGAAACCGGACAAUAUUCCUAGGGUGACUGCAAUUUCAGUUGUUGCUGGAGCAAGAUGGAUUGAAUAGGCUACAUGGCUUUCCACUGGGCUUUUGAUGCUGGGAGCUAAAGCGUAUAUCUGUAUUUGGGUGUAUGGUUGAUCUUUAUUCUUGGAACAAGAAGCAUGCCAAUUUCAUCAAGGUUUUUGAGUUCCAGAAGAUGAGAUGAAUUGGGUAUUUUCCUGAUUCUGAUGUGAUUGCUCUUGUUCGUAAUGCCUAUGGAAAGUUGUGGGAUCAGUUUGAUCAGAAAGCAGAUGCUGUAUAUAGGGAGAUGCAGGUCCACUUCCAGAUUCUGAGUCUGAGGGAGAAGUUAGUGUUAUGUUCAGUUUGAUCAGAAAGCAGAUAGUGCAAUAGCCCCACCCAUUAUGGUGCCAGAAAGGACUUUAAGAUGGUUAGUCGGUGUUUUCAAAAAGCAGGAUUCUGAUCCUAACAUUAACAAGAGAAAGUUAUAUCUUGUUGUUGCCAGCAUUUGUGAAAAAGCCAAUAUUCACCAACAGGGUAAAAAAAGAGGUCUUCCCAAAAAUUGAGCAAUCUAAAUCUUCUUCUUUGUUGGAUAUAUUUUUGUUACUGUUGUAAAUUAAUGCUAUUUUUCCUUGAUAAGGUUAUAAAUUGCAUUCUGUGUG
Rubroshorea leprosula is the source of this 1892-nucleotide messenger RNA. The record is from the annotation of a GenBank genome assembly. Lineage: Eukaryota; Viridiplantae; Streptophyta; Magnoliopsida; Malvales; Dipterocarpaceae.